Naegleria fowleri is the source of this 2448-nucleotide messenger RNA. RefSeq lists its product as uncharacterized. Bases 1 to 2448 code for a protein of 815 amino acids. The transcript has a single exon. The record is from RefSeq and is a predicted model, not a curated record. Lineage: Eukaryota; Heterolobosea; Eutetramitea; Acrasida; Naegleriidae.
AUGAUAUCACAACACUCUCAACAACAACCUUCAAAACGUUCCUCUGGCAAUACAUACUUGAUGAUGACCGAAGAAACACCUUCUACUCUACCUGAAGAUUUACAAGUUAUUGAUCAUGGCAACCUCAGCAAUCGAUUAAAUGCCACUUGUCAAAACGAUACCUCUCCGAGCAAUGAUGUUGCCAGCGAUGAAAAGUCUUCAAGCACUCGUAAAACCUCCUCCUCUUCAAAAACCAAAAGAUCUUCCUUCGAUCCUUCCAAAUACAUGAUCGUCUAUUCAGAAGCCAUGAAAUGCAAAGACUUUCGAAAAACAUUUUGUGAUUUUCUCAAAAUGUGCCACCACGAAGAAUCGAUUGAAUUUCUCAAUCUUGUCGAACAAUAUCAAACCGACUAUGAAAAGAGUGUCAAGGAAAUGGGAGGAUGGGUGAACAAUGGAAGUUUUUCAUCAAUUAAUGGCAAUGUUUCUUUUUCUUCUUGUUCGGUAGUGAAUGUUAUUGGUCAACAACAAAAUCAACAAAAUAAUUUAUUCUUGACAGGUUGGACAAUGGAAGGAUCUCCAUGGACCAUGCAGAGUCCUAUUCCUCCUCCUCCUCUUUCUGGAAAAUUGCCAUCCAUAAUGUCUGUAUCAACCAGUGUAGAAGGAUCAUCAUCCUCUUCAUCAUUACCAUCAAUGAGUGCGACCACCGUGAGAAAGAUGUCAAAUGCGUCAUACGUGAUGACAGCUAAUUCAUCAUCGUCAGGUGGAUCUUCACCAUCAAGUACAUUCAAUUCAAAUGAGACUAGCAACAGUAAAAGUAAUAAUGGGAACAUUGCCCAUGAAAAGAUUACUUUUGAUCAGUUGUUGUCAGCUCCUUCAAAUGGUUCAUCUUUUCCAAAUAUGGAAAGUACUGAACUUCCACAACCAAGUGCAGUAUCACAACCACAGCAACCAACCACCUCAUCAAUGAGUGGUACUAAUGCAACUACUACUACUACUGGAGGUAGUGGAAAUGCAUUGGGUGCAAUGACUUCUUCAUCUCCCUCUUCUCCAUUUCAAAUCUUUUCUCAAACAUCCUUAAGAAAUGGUUCCAAUGUGAAAUUGGGAAAGAAAAAUGUAAAAUUAUUAUUUGAGAGUGUCAAAUCGAUUAUUGAAAAUUACAUUCAUAUCGGAUGUGAAAAGGAAUUGAAUUUAGGAGCCACUCAAAGAAACAUUCUCAAUUAUUGGAAUGAAGUGUUUGAGAAUGUGGAUCAUUUUCUUAAUUUGGGAGGUUACAGUGAUACAUCUUCUUCGAAUUCAGAAGGUUCCUCCUCUGCAACCACGAAUGGAAAUGGAAUAUCAAGCCCAGUGAGUUCUACUUCUUCGGUCCAUUCUUUUGUCUCUCCUCGAAAAGAAACUUAUUUUCACACCAUGUGUAAUAUAGUGUUCACACAACUCGAUCCAGAAAAACUCUUUGGACAAGCUCUCUUUAACGUGAAUUUAGAUUUAAAGUUGGAUCAAUUUCCACGAUUUGUUAGAAGUGACAUGCUCAUCAAGUUCCUCAAAGAAAAAGGUGAAGUUUAUACUCGUUCGAUUGCAGUGGAUAUUUCAAAAGGAUUUAAAGGAGACAUGAGGUGGAAACCUAAUGAUCUCAAAAAUCGAAUCAUUACCGAUGAUUAUAUCUAUUUUGGUUUCAAUGUGGCCGAUGACACUCCAGAUUGGGAAUUAAUUUACAAUACCACCACGCCAUAUCUAUGUCAGGGAUUUGUUUCAAAAACUCCCUAUGUCUUUGAUUCAGAGAAUAUGAAGGGAAUGAAAUUGGCCAAAAUGGUUCUUCAUAUUCCCUUCUCAUUGGAUAUCGUUUGGAACUGUUAUUGUAACACUGAAUUUGCCAAAAGAUUCGACAAGAUGGCAAAUUCCAAACACAUUCUCUCUCGACACAUUCCUCCUGCCAAGCAACCUCCGUACAGUGUUGAACGUCCACCCUAUGCUCUACAAUUCGCAUCGAAUGCACUCAAUCUCUUUUUCCUUCUCAAGACUCGACAAAUGAGUUAUUCCUCCACAGCCAUCUAUGAUCCCUUCAUUGACAUGUACAUGUUUUUGGCUCAUUCAGCAGAAUUUGAACCCGAAGAUAAUCUUCCCACUGAUAUUGGAGUCAAAGCACAUGGUUUGGUAUAUUACAUGUUUUAUCGAGUGAGUGAAAAACUCACACGUAUUGUUCACAUCAUUUACGGAGAUAUGAAUCUUCCCGUCUAUUCCGAUCAAGUCAUGAAAGUGAUUUGGAAGAAACGAGUGAAGGAACAUCAGAAGGGAUUCGCCAAAAUUCUGAAUGAAAUGACUGAGAAUGGAACCAUUUCAAUGGAACAACUGAGUCGAAUGGAGGAUGGCCACAAUACGAAAUUGUGUGUUUCUGAGAAUCGUGAGGUGUAUGGAAAUCGAUCAUGGUAUAAGGAAUGGUUGAAUUUGAAGAAGGAAAAACCACAACAUUAUUGA